Aspergillus glaucus CBS 516.65 is the source of this 1779-nucleotide messenger RNA. RefSeq names its product GMC family oxidoreductase. Bases 1 to 1779 code for a protein of 592 amino acids. Gene Ontology annotation, molecular function: flavin adenine dinucleotide binding; oxidoreductase activity, acting on CH-OH group of donors. The transcript has 3 exons. NCBI's taxonomy places the organism in Eukaryota, Fungi, Ascomycota, Eurotiomycetes, Eurotiales, Aspergillaceae. The record is from RefSeq and is a predicted model, not a curated record.
AUGCGUAGCUUCGCUAGUCUCGCACUUCUUCCCUUUGCAGCCGCCAUUCCGGCGCGCGUUGCACAAAAUACCCAGUCAAGCUACGACUACAUUGUCGUCGGAGGAGGUACAGCCGGUCUGGUUGUUGCCAACCGUCUCUCCGAGCAUCAGAACACUUCCGUGCUAGUCAUCGAGGCCGGAGGAUCCGUGUACAACAACACCAACGUGACCGACACAACAGGAUACGGUAAUGCCUUUGGCACCAAUAUCGACUGGGCUUACCAGACCGUGGACCAAGAGUAUGGUGGAGGAUCGCCCCAGACACUGCGAGCUGGAAAGGCCCUUGGCGGAAGUAGUACCAUCAACGGCAUGGUUUACACUCGCGCACAGGAUGCACAGAUCGACGCGUGGGAGGCUAUUGGGAACAAGGGAUGGAACUGGGAGAACCUGUUCCCGUACUUCAAGAAGGGUGAGGGCUUCCAGGUUCCUAGCGAUUACUCCUUCCUGCAGGGCUCUGGCGUCACCUACGACCCUGCUGCCCAUGGAUACGAGGGACCGUUGAAGGUUGGCUGGCCUCCUGUGGAAGAGAGCGAUGGUCUGGCGCAGACCUUGAACAAGACGUACCAGAGCUUGGAUGUCCCGGUUUCUUACAACCAGGAUCUCAAUGGAGGCGAAAUGGUGGGAUACAGUCUCUACCCGAUGACCGUGGACUCAAAGUUGAACGUCCGUGAGGAUGCUGCACGCGCAUACUACUACCCGUACCAGUCUCGGAAGAACUUGCAUGUCCUGCUCCACACACACGCCAACCGAUUGACAUGGAAGGAUGGUGAGGAUGUUACUGCUAAUGGCGUCGAGGUGACUCUGGCAAACGGUAAUACAACAACCAUCCAUGCGAAGCGUGAGGUCAUUCUCUCCGCAGGAUCGUUGAAGUCGCCUAUUCUGCUCGAGCUUUCCGGUAUUGGAAACAAAGCUAUUCUCUCCAAAUACGGCAUCGAGACCAAGGUCAACCUCCCCACCGUCGGCGAAAACCUGCAAGACCAAAUGAACAACGCCAUCGAGUACAACUCGAAGAAGAACCACACCCAGCUCCCUGACUUUAUCUCGUACCCAACUAUCUCGCAGCUGUUCCCCAACACCUCCACCCAAAUCGGCGCUAGUCUGUACAAGCAGCUGCCCAACUACGCCGCCAAGGUCGCCUCGGCCAACGGCAACGUAACCAACGCCAGCGAUCUCGAGCGUUUCUUCAAGAUCCAGUGGAGCCUGAUCUUCAAAUCGAAUAUCCCCGUGGCCGAAGUCCUGAUUGAGCCCUCUGGUGAUAUCUUCGACACGGAAUACUGGUCCCUCAUUCCCUUCUCGCGUGGUAACAUCCACAUCUCCUCCGCUGAUCCCACCGCUGCUGCCACUAUCGACCCCAAGUAUUUCAUGCUGGACUUUGACUUCGAGUCUCAGGUCCAGGUGUCUCGUUUCAUCCGUGAGCUGUACAGCACCAAGCCAUUCGCGGACCAGGUUGGGGAUGAAAUCAGCCCUGGACUGUCUAUUGUUGCUGCUGAUGCUGCUGAUGCGGCCUGGUCGGACUUCCUCAAGUUGGGCUACCGAUCAAACUUCCACCCCAUCUCUACCGCUGCCAUGAUGCCAAAGGAUAUCGGAGGAGUCGUUGACACGUCGCUCAAGGUCUAUGGUACCUCUAAUGUUCGUGUUGUUGAUGCCUCUGUUCUUCCUUUUCAAGUUUGCGGACAUUUGCAGAGCACGAUCUAUGCGGUUGCUGAGCGUGCGGCGGAUAUUAUCAAGGCUAGUAUUUAA